Molecule: messenger RNA, 1509 nt
Organism: Galendromus occidentalis (western predatory mite)
Lineage: Eukaryota; Metazoa; Arthropoda; Arachnida; Mesostigmata; Phytoseiidae
Product: serine/threonine-protein kinase Aurora-3
Biological process (GO): protein phosphorylation
Molecular function (GO): protein kinase activity; ATP binding
Source: RefSeq, a predicted model, not a curated record
AGAACAGAACUAUGUGAGGUUCCCAAAUGAUUACGAGGACUCCGUCACCGUUGAAGAUCUUGGAUUCAAAGUAAGAAAUGAUGUGUGUGAGAAGAGACCUUUGAGCAAGACACGCAGAUUCAUAUGCGGUGACUAUGUCUUCAUUUGGAGAUUUCUCACCAAUCUUGGCUUCCUCCAGGAGCAAAUCAGGUUCGCAACAAGCAUGGCAGGCGAGACUACGAGCUGGGCGCUAGGAUUCGCGCUGAGCCUUGGUUAGGAGAGGGAUUCCUCCAAGAGCAUCUCACUGAAUAUGACAACUUUGAGAGGAGCGAUAAACCUGAAGCGAUUCGAGGCUCGUCCAUGUCGAUGGGCAGAAUGCGUAGAAGCAAGGCCCGAGGAGGAAUUCGACAUCUUCGACGUGCCCAACCUCGGCACGGUGCUUCCCGGGACUUUCUGGCUGAAUAGGUCAGUGAAAGCGGACAUUGUGGAACAUCUCGCUGAUAUCGAGCUGAACGAGCCCAUAGGCCAAGGAUCAUUCGGAACAGUUUUCAAAAUCACGGCUGGGACCCAUUUUGGAGCCCUGAAGUGCGUCCAGAAAUCGCAAUCCGAGGAGGACCAACAAAGAGAAUUAGUAAAAGUCAAGUGUGAAUUCAAUGCUUGGAGAGUAGUCGCCAGCCAUCCGAAUGUGAUUACAUUGCUUGGGUUCUUCGAGACAAACCGGAACUGGUGUUUCCUGAUGGAAUUCGCGCCAACGGGGAGCCUCAGCCAAUACCUGAAAGAGAUCGAUGGUCCCAUGACCGAACCACAGUCGAUGCGCCUGGCGGGUCAGUUGGCUCAUGCGGUCCAAUGCGUACACAAGAUGGGCUACUUACACCGUGAUCUCAGUUGCUCGAACGUCCUUCUGUGUCCUUCGAAGUCGGCGACCCGGCUCCUCGAUGCGAAGCUCACCGAUUUCGGCUUGAGCAUACGGGGUCACGUUUCGAGCAGCAGAUGCGGAUCGCUCGCGUACAUGUCUCCUGAAGUCUUGGAGAAAUCCCCUUAUGGUGUUGGGGCAGACUGGUGGUCCUAUGGUAUAAUACUGUACUCGAUGUUCGUUGGCAAGACCCCGCUGUCGAUCUACGCAAGGAAAAGAAUAGACUUGGCCAUUCUUUCGAGAGAUAAAAGGUACGAGUUGGCGAAAAAUGUUACGAUACACAUCAGCCGACGUCUGAGCUCAAAUCAAAGAUCCCUUCUCAUCGACCUUCUCAAAGAUGACCCAAGCGAGCGUCUGGGGGUGAAACAAUUCGAGGGCAAAAAUGACGAACCCGGUGACGAAUUCGACGGAUUCAAGAAUCAUCCAUUCUUCAGAACUUUCAAUUGGAAUCGAUACACCGAAGUCGAGCAACGCAUCCUGGGCUCUAAAAAGAAAGGGGCCUCAGAAGAAGACCUCGCUUUGCCGCAGGCUAUAAACGACAGAGCUCUACGCUCCCCAAAAUUAAAAUUCCCAGCCGACAGGAGCCUGAGUGACGAAUAAAGAAGCGUGGAGGCAUU